Molecule: messenger RNA, 2201 nt
Organism: Phycodurus eques (leafy seadragon)
Lineage: Eukaryota; Metazoa; Chordata; Actinopteri; Syngnathiformes; Syngnathidae
Product: all-trans-retinol 13,14-reductase-like
Exons: 12
Coding region: 11-1843 (610 amino acids)
Source: RefSeq, a predicted model, not a curated record
CUCCACUACAAUGUGGUGGUGGCUGUUUUCCAUAUUGAGCAGUAUGUUGUUUGUCUUAGUUAUCGUGAUAUUCCUGACCAUUGGGCAGCGCUACAAGGUUUUUAGUGAGACGUGCCUUAGGCCGCCAGGACCCUUGGUUAACGAUGACAAAAAGAGGGAUGACAGGCUCAAGAGAGGUUUCCGGAUGGAUCGGGUUCCCCAUGCUCUGGAUGCUGUGGUUAUUGGCAGCGGUAUGGGCGGUUUGACAGCUGCAGCUCUGUUGUCCAAGGCUGGAAAGAGGGUUCUUGUUUUAGAGCAACACGAUCAGGCUGGUGGCUGCACUCACACCUUCCAAAAUAAGGGAUUUGAAUUUGAUGUGGGCAUUCAUUAUCUUGGACAGCUUCAUGAGAACAGCCUGCUUCGGGUUGCCCUGGAUCAGAUCACAGAGGGCCAGCUGCAGUUUACCCUGCUUGAGCAACACUUUGAUACAUUAGUCUUGGGCCAGCCUGGAAAACACAGGGCAUAUCACAUACAUGCAGGGAAGACUGAAAUGGCAGCUAGCCUGAAGAAGCAGUUUCCAGGCGAGGAGGAUGCAAUUGAUGAGUUCUUCAGAUUAAUGAAGUCAGCAUCAAAACGGACACCAUAUAUUGCCUGUUUGAAGAUUAUUCCUUAUUGGCUGGUCAAUUUCCUGGUUUGGACUGGUCUAUUAGAUCGCAUAUCUACAGUGUUCCGUCUAGCAACCACAAACCACUCUGAAAUAAUAUCCCACCUCACAGAAAACAAGGACCUUCGAGCCUUAUCUGCCUACCUUUUCUAUGGUGUGCCCCCUAAACAGUCUAGCUUUCUCAUCAAUGCACUCCUGAUUCACCAUUACAAACGUGGUGCAUACUAUCCACGAGGAGGCGCGAGUGAGUUUGCUUUUCACAUCAUCCCUGUCAUUCAGCAGACAGGGGGUGCUGUCUUGGUCAGGGCACCAGUGCAGCGUAUACUGCUAAACCAGAAGGGGAAAGCUUGUGGAGUGACAGUGCUGAAAGGCCAAGAGGAGAUGAAAAUCCUCGCUCCUGCUGUCAUUUCCAAUGCUGGAAUCUUCAACACCUUCCAAAAGUUUCUGCCACAGCACAUACAACAAAAAUCAGUAGAGAUCCAGUCAUUGUUGAGUAUGGUGCGCCAUGGCAUGGGUUCUUUCUUGGUCUUUGUUGGUCUGGAUGGAACCAAAGAAGAGCUGGGAAUCGUUUCCACGAACUUCUGGAUGUAUAAAGACAAUGACUUGGAUAUGCUAAUGGAACAAUAUGCUUCACUGAGCAGAGAGCAGGUAUUGGGGAAUAUUCCUAUGAUGUUCAUCACCUUUCCAUCUGCCAAAGACCCCACAGCCAACAUUCGACAACCAGGAAAGUCCUGCAUGACGUUGUUAACGAUGGCUCGCUAUGAGUGGUUUGAGGAAUGGGAGGGGACGAAGAUUGGCAAGAGGGGACAGGAUUACCUGGAUUUGAAAAACGGUAUGUCUCAGGAGCUGCUGGAGUGGGCCAUAACCAUCUUCCCCCAAUUAAAAGACAAGGUGGUUAUGAUUGAUGCUGCCACCCCUCUGACUAAUGGCCACUAUUUGGGUGCACCAAGAGGUGAGAUGUAUGGUGCUGAACACAAUUUGGAGCGCUUCAACCCGGAAACGGUUGCAAGGACCAGACCACAAACACCAAUUAGUGGUCUAUACUUAACAGGUCAGGAUGUGUUCUGUAAUGGCAUGGCUGGAGCUUUGCAUGGUGGACUACUCUGUGCCUCAGCUGUCCUAAAUCAGAUCCUCUAUAUCGAUCUUCUAGCUCUUAAGACCCGCCUUAAAAAAAAGCAAGCAAAUCAUAAGCUCACCUGAAAAUAAAAAUUUGAUUUAGUCACAAAGCCCUUCCCCAAAUAAUGACUAUCCAUGUAUCAAAAUACAAUAUAUGUAAUGUGUCAUUGUGUUUCACAACAUCUGAAUUGAAAUAAAACCAUCAAGAUGUAAUGGAGCGACAUCCACAAACUUGCCCCUCCAUACUUGUCCGACUUCCUCCACAUUGCCAUUCCAAUCCGCACCCUCAGAUCCUCCUUCUCCAUCCACCUGACUGUCCCACCUUCCCGUCUCAGUACCAUGAGCAGCAGAGCCUUCAGUCGCUGUGCUCCCUAGCUCUGUAACUCUUUGCCAACAGACCUCCGCAACUCAAUUUCUUUCACCACCUUUAUAACUGAAAUAA